CGGCGGAGAAGUUGAGUCGGAGCCGCCGCAAGUGUCCCGCCGAGCGGCCCCGAGACCUACCGGGGCUCGCCACCGCCUGCUCGCCCUCGCCACCGUUAACCGACCCCUCCCCAAGCAACAAGAUGGCUGAGAGCGGCCUCCCCGCGGGAUGGAGGUAGCUGGCCCUCGGCGGAGCCGGCGUGCGGGGAGGCUUUCUGGCCGCCGUGCUGCAGAUCCUCCCGCGCCGCUGGUGGGGCAGGCGGCUCUGGUUCGGUAGGCGCAGGAGGGAUCCGUGCCCAGCCUCACUCACACCUUUCGUGCUCUUUGCGGUUGGCUUGACCCGUCUUUCCUAUGGCUGGGAUAUACAGCUCUACUCUGAAGACCCUGGAGGAUUUAACUUUGGACUCUGGUUAUGGGGCAGGGGAUUCCUGCAGGUCCCUUAGUCUCUCUUCUUCCAAGUCCAACUCCCAAGCCUUCACCUCUUCUCAGCACAGAGGCAACUGGUGGUACUACUCGGGCUCCAUGAACAGUAGGAACAACAGCUGGGAUACUGUGAACACCGUUCUGCCGGAAGACCCCGAGGUUGCAGAUAUCUUUUCCAAGUGUCCUAAGCUGCCGGAUCUAGAGGAAUACCCUUGGACUGAUGAAGACAUUGGAAAAAUACUCCGAAAAGGGAAGGGAGAUGGCAAUACCAGAACCUUUUCUCAGGAAGCUGUCAGGCGGCUCUCGCAGCUGCUGAGGCGUGCCUUGAUCAGGGUCUCCAGGGAAGCUCAGCGGCUCAGCGUGAUGCACUCCAAGUGCACCAGGUUUGAGGUGCAGAGCGCUAUCAAGCUCAUCCAGAGCUGGUCGCUCUCCGAAAGCUGUGUCUUGGCGACUGUCAAGGCUCUGUCUCUGUACAGCAUGAGUGCCGGAGAUGGACUGAGGAAAGGUAAAUCGGCCAGGUGCGGCCUCACCUUCUCAGUGGGGAGGUUUUUCAGGUGGAUGGUGGACACCAGGAUCUCGGUUAGGAUCCACGAGUACGCAGCCAUUUCUUUAACCGCUUGCAUGGAAAACCUCGUCGAAGAGAUUAAGGCUAGGGUUUUGGCAAGUCAGAGCCCGGAUGGUGGAGGAGGGGAGAUCUCAGCUGAAAUCCUGGAGAUGGUUAUCAACAAUGAUGCUGAACUUUGGGGAGUGUUGCAACCUUACGAGCACCUCAUCUGUGGGAAAAAUGCUAAUGGUGUCCUGUCCCUGCCUGCCUACUUCAGCCCCUACAACGACGGCUCCGUGAGCAGCGAUGGACGGGCUGAUGCUUAUGCCCAGCUGGAACUCCGAACUUUAGAGCAAUCUCUGUUGGCAACUUGUGUUGGGAGCAUCUCUGAACUGAGUGAUUUGGUGUCCCGAGCGAUGCACCACAUGCAGUGCCUGAACACCAUCCGCCCAGGGAUGAGCCCCAUCCGGCAACCCCGGCAGCAGCAGCCCAUCUCCUGGUCCCCCGAUGCUCUCCACACCCUCUACUACUUCCUACGCUGUCCUCAGAUGGAGUCCAUGGAGAACCCCAACCUCGACCCUCCGAGAAUGACCCUGAACAACGAACGACCCUUCAUGCUUCUGCCACCACUGAUGGAGUGGAUGCGAGUGGCCAUCACCUACGCUGAGCACCGGCGCAGUUUGACUGUGGACAGUGAUGAUAUCAGGCAAACAGCCAGACUCCUCUUACCCGGACUGGACUGCGAGCCCCGGCAGCUAAAACCUGAAUGCUGCUUCAGUUCCUUCCGGAGACUGGAUGCUAAGGCUGCUACUGAAAAAUUCCAGCAGGAUCUGGGUUUCCGAAUGCUCAACUGUGGAAGGACAGAUCUGAUCAACCAAGCGAUCGAUGCACUGGGCCCUGAGGGGGUUAACACCAUGGACGAUCAGGGUAUGACCCCACUAAUGUACGCCUGCGCUGCUGGAGAUGAAGCCAUGGUCCAAAUGCUUAUAGAUGCUGGAGCAAAUUUAGAUAUACCAGUCCCCAGCACGUCUCCACGAUACCCUUCCGUCCACCCCGACAGCCGCCACUGGACCGCCCUCACCUUUGCUGUCCUACACGGGCACAUCUCUGUCGUUCAGCUGCUCUUGGACGCCGGUGCCCACGUGGAGGGCUCUGCCGUGAACAGCGGAGAGGACAACUACGCCGAGACGCCGCUCCAGCUGGCCUCAGCCGCAGGGAACUACGAACUGGUGAGCUUAUUGCUCAGUAGAGGUGCUGACCCACUCCUGAGCAUGCUGGAAGUCAACGGGAUGUCCUCGUCACUUCAUGAAGACAUGAACUGCUUCAGUCACUCGGCUGCACACGGGCACAGGAACGUUCUGCGCAAGCUCCUGACCCAGCCCCAGCAGCUGAAGGGAGAUGUCCUCUCCCUGGAGGAGAUCUUAGCUGAGGGGGUGGAGAGUGACACCUCCAGCCAGGGCAGCUCCAGCGAGGGGCAGGUCAGGCUCUGCAAAACCAGGAUGAAGGCUCUGCAGGAGGCCAUGUACUACAGCGCCGAGCACGGCUACGUGGACAUCACCAUGGAGCUCCGGGCACUCGGAGUCCCCUGGAAACUCCACGUGUGGAUCGAGUCACUGAGGACAACCUUCUACCAGUCACGCUACUCCGUCGUGCAGACCCUCUUACGGGAAUUCGUCACCAUUAAAGAAGAGGACUAUAACGAAGAACUGGUUAGCGAAGGGCUGCAACUCAUGUUCGACAUCCUCAAAACCAGCAAGAACGACUCCAUCAACCAGCAGCUUGCAGCCAUCUUCACCCACUGCUACGGCAGCAGCCCCAUCCCCAGCAUCCCCGAGAUCCGAAAGACGCUGCCAGCGCGCCUGGAUCCUCACUUUCUCAACAACAAAGAGAUGUCUGAUGUGACUUUCUUAGUGGAAGGGAAGCUGUUCUACGCGCACAAAGUCCUGCUGGUGACAGCAUCAAACAGGUUUAAGACGCUGAUGACGAAUAAAACGGAGCACGACGGCCACGGCAGCAAGACGGUGGAAAUCAGCGACAUGAAGUACAAUAUUUUCAAGAUGCUGAUGCAGUAUUUGUACUACGGAGGAACCGAAUCUAUGGAAAUUCCCACCGCUGAUAUCCUAGAGCUGUUGUCGGCUGCCAGCCUGUUCCAGCUGGAUGGUCUCCAGAGACACUGUGAAAUCCUCUGUGCCCAGACGAUCAGCUUGGAGAACUCUGUUCACAUCUAUAAAUAUGCCAAGAUUCACAACGCGCCCGAACUCGCCUCUUUCUGUGAAGGCUUCUUCCUCAAACACAUGAGCUCUCUCCUGGAGCAGGACUCGUUCAAACAGCUCAUCUACAGCAGGACCAGCAAAGUGCAGGGCCUGGACCCUCUGCGGGACUUGCAGACAGCCCUGGCUGCCCGCCUGCACUCCGUGUACGUCACCUCCAGGGUGUGAGGCAGGAGCACUGGUUCAAACUGGGGGACGCGCCGUCAGGCAAAGCUGUGGCUUCUCCUCUUUGCCUUCUGGAUCUUGCUGAAAAGUCCCCGACAAGGGAUAACCCCCCCUCCUCCCUGGGGAAGGAUGCUGUGCCUCAUCCCGCUGACGGCGGGCAGGGGGGAGCUGGCUUCUCUGGGCUACUACUGUCACAGCAACAACACCCUCACAGCAACACCUCACAGCGCAGACAGGAACCAAGGAUGCAAGUGAAGAACCCAAACCCAAGAGAAGAUCGAUGCUGCCAGUCAAACCAGCACAAGGCAGGGCUGUGGAGAAACAGGGCGAUUCACCGAGACCCAACACCUCAUACGUAGUCCAACUUCCAAGCCCACACACCGUAACGGCCACCUCGGCCACACACAUCCCUGUUUCACUUGUAAAAAAGGCUGCAGAGGAGGAGUUUUCUAACCCUAUGGAUCGCUGCCCCUGGAAUGAGUCAUCUGUCUGAACACAAAGGCUGGUGCACACAAACUGCUUCACCCGAGUCAUAAACACCAGGGUCUGCGCACGUCCAGAGACCCUGACGUCAGUUUCCCCCCAGACUGUUUGCACCUUGAGAGAGAGAGAGAGAGAUUUUGUAGAUGUUCAAAGCUGAGUAGAAACUAAUACUAACUCUGGAAUUGCCCACUCCUUAAACCUCACAUGGAGAGAGGCCGGGAGAAUUGGAGGUUUGUAUUUUUUUAAUACGGUUUCACUGUGCUAGUUGUUAAUCUAGAUCCAUUUUGAGGAGGGAAAAGAUGACUGUCUACCCUUUCACCAUCAAGGUUUGACAGUCCCAGUCACUGUCACCUUAAAAACCUGUUUCUGAACAUUGUCUGUGAGACCUGACACCAUAAAAGAUGUUUUCUAGAAGACUCAGGUGUAACAGGAGGUAGCAUGAUGCUGAAAACUCUCCUAUAGCAUAAAUAGCAAUAAAAGUCUCCCCAAGACCUCGAGGAACGUAGAGCUUGAGGGUUUGUUCUCUCUCUGGAGCUGGUUGGGAUUAGGAGCUCUGACCUUUAGUCUCUGCUUCCACAGCCUCAUCCAUGGAGUGUUCUUCCCACCAAUGAUGCUACCUCAGGAGAUACUGGGCCCAGUGCACAGCAGACUGGUUCCCAGGGGUGGGCUGCAGGCUGCCAUUCAGGUAGGGACACUUAAACAAGGUGCUCAAAUGCCCAAGAUUGACAUUUUUUGCAGCGGACAGAGGUUUCUGAUCCAGAAGGACUCAUUCUGGGCCACCUUCUACCUGAUUUAGAACUAAACAGAGACAGUUCAAUCUACAGUUUUGAGUCUGAAGCAGUGAUUUUGUGAGUGGGCUUUUUUUGUUUAUUUUAAAUAAUCCCACCUGUAGGAAGGCAGGUAGUUGUGUGAAAACACUGAUCUUGCUCUUACCCAUAGCUUUAAGGAAAGACCUUCAGAUAUUGUUAGACCCACCAAAAGCAUCUUGCUAAGGUGCUUCCGUGCGUUAUAGGCAGGUGAGGGAGAAGAGGAAGCCAAGUUCUCGGUGGAGAACUACUGCUCCAUGGAAAUCCACUGGAAGAAGGAGGCCCAGCUGGGCCCAAGCUCCACAGCACCGUGGUUUGGGCAGAUGAAGGGAAGAAGGAACUACAGCAUCUCCCCCCAAACCCCUCAGAAUCUGGCAUCGCCUCAUUCCUAAAGGAUUUACAAAUUGCACACGAGGAUACGAGUGAUUAGUCCAAGGCCAACACUCCAGUCUGUGCUUUAGGGUCACACCCCCUUCCCAAGAUCACCAGCUUCAAUAACCCUAUUUAUUCUCAGAAAGCCAUGCAGGUGUUUUCAAAAUUAUCACUGGUUUUGCCUGAAAAAUACCACAAAAGGCUUUAUCUUGGAAAGUAUUUUCCAGUAGCUGCUCCAGCUGAUCUGUACAAAUAUGUAGGUCCUCUUUUUGUUGCUGUAAUAUUACACUGCUUUUGUUAAUUGUACAUUACUGUUGUCAUUUAUGUAAAUGUACCAGGGUUUUAUUAACAACGUAAUUUUAAAAUACACAGUUGCUGUUAUUUAUUCUGCUCUUCUAAAAAAUGAGAAAAAUCCUAUUUAAAGACGCUUCUGUGCAAAAGGCCAUGGCAGUUUUAGCAUCUUAAAUUGGGUUUGGUAUAUACAGCUAAUUUUAUGCUUUAAAACCAGGGAUGAAGGAAGAAGCAUUCGCUUCCCCUCCCCGGGCUCAAACAUUUUUUGAAGUAAUAAGUCAGUGUCUAAGAAAAACGCUAAUUCUAGGCUGCUUCUCUGCAGCAGAAGAGAGGGUGAGGGUUACAGCCGCUGGUGAGCUGGGUGGAUUCAAGCAGAGCUCUGAAGUUAAAUGUUUAAUUCCCUCCCUCCCAAACGCUAACGAAGAAGAGGUGAAAGAGGAGGGUGAUACCUUCCUUUCCCACUCACCUCUGAACCCCAAAAGCUAAAACAGCUCUGCCCAGUGCACUGUGAGCAUUUAAGAACACCAUGAGGGCCAGGUGGGCAACAGCAGGGGAACAAAGGCAUUUCUUUAUCUACAAGGUAAGAAAUACGCAGGUUUAAGAGCAAAAAUCUGAUCCAGAACUAUAUUAUUUUUUAUUCCUCCCCAAAGUUUACCCCAUAAAUCUUGUGGAGCCCUGCCGCGUUUGGGGAUGACGGCUGAGGUUUAGCUCUGAAUUUGGUGCUGCCUCAACAGGACUUGGGUACAUUCUGAGGUCACCAAGCACAUCUCAGAGGAAACCAUUAACAGCCAGAACCCGCGCUCGGCUGCUGAGAAGCUCUUUGUAACCGGGUCUUUCUUUCCUUGAAUUUCCUACCACAUCUAAACAGAGGGAAGGGGGGAGCACACCUCAGUGUAGCAAGAGUUGAAAUACAGUUCUAUAAUAAACUACCAUCACAAGAGUUUCUUAGCAUUUGAUUUAGAUCAUCCAAGAGAAUUCUGCUGGGAGUGACACACGCAGGGUGCUGUCUCUCGCGC
Molecule: messenger RNA, 6349 nt
Organism: Calidris pugnax (ruff)
Lineage: Eukaryota; Metazoa; Chordata; Aves; Charadriiformes; Scolopacidae
Gene: ABTB2
Product: ankyrin repeat and BTB (POZ) domain containing 2
Exons: 17
Coding region: 331-3384 (1017 amino acids)
Molecular function (GO): protein heterodimerization activity
Source: RefSeq, a predicted model, not a curated record